Sycon ciliatum is the source of this 3169-nucleotide messenger RNA. RefSeq names its product E3 UFM1-protein ligase 1 homolog. NCBI's taxonomy places the organism in Eukaryota, Metazoa, Porifera, Calcarea, Leucosolenida, Sycettidae. Gene Ontology annotation, molecular function: UFM1 ligase activity. Gene Ontology annotation, biological process: regulation of proteasomal ubiquitin-dependent protein catabolic process; protein K69-linked ufmylation; response to endoplasmic reticulum stress. Bases 181 to 2685 code for a protein of 834 amino acids. The transcript is spliced from 17 exons. The record is from RefSeq and is a predicted model, not a curated record. Gene Ontology annotation, cellular component: endoplasmic reticulum membrane.
UGUGUGUAAACUGCAACAACUAACUUUGGCAUCAAUCGAGCACUUUAUGGGUUUCUCUUCAGAAGAAAACCUUUUAUCUUCUUCAGCCUGUAGCGUAGGCCUUUCCUGACUCAAGACAAAGUUCUGCAGGCAAUAAUUUCUCUGUGACAUCUACAAUAGGCGUUGAAAAGGAGGACAAGCAUGGCGAAAUCAAAUUGGGAUGAAGUUGCCAGACUUCAGGAGGAAUUGGCUCUGACCCAACAGGCAAGCACAUCGAAUCGCCUGUCUGAGCGAAUUACUGUUGAACUGGUUGCCCAACUUAUUGAGAAAGGCAACAUCGAGGUGAUUCAUACUUGCGAUGGGCGAGAAUAUGUCCAUCCGAAGUAUUUGGAGAAAGAAAUUCGCGAUGAGUUGAUUGUUCAAGGAGGACGUGUAAAUCUCGUGGACUUACAACAGGCUAUCAAUGUGGAUUUGACACACAUUGAGACCUAUGUGCACUCGAUUGUGAAGCAUGACGGUCGCCUUGUGCUGGUUCAGGGAGAGUUGCUGGAUCGUGACUACUUGGAUGGCGUUGCAGAGGAGAUCAACGAGAUUCUACAGACUGCUGGUCAUUUGUCGGUCAAUGAACUGGGAAAGUCCUUUGGCCUGCCAAAUGAUUUUUUGCUAUCUGUCAUUGAGCCUGCACUGGGCUCUACCAUCAAAGGUCAACUGGACCGGUUUGAUCGAGGAAGGCUGUUCACUGACUCGUACAUUGCACGGCAAAAGGCUGUGAUUCGCGGUGCAUUCAGUGCGGUCAUGAGACCAACUCCAGUCUCGGCUAUCGUGAAGCGAUUUGGCUUUGAUGAGAGUCAAGUCUAUUCCGUCCUUCAGGAGUUGACAGCUGAAGACAGGGUACUCGGACACAUUCAGGGUCGCCAGGACAGGGCAAUGUUCGUCCCCGAGAUCUUCACGCGUACCCAGCACAACACAGUGAUCUCCUCGUUCAGACAGAAUGGUUUUGUUGAGUUUGAGACGCUGACACGCAUGGAGAUUCCUGACGCAUCAAAGUUUCUGCAGCGCAAUCUCAGAUCAGGGACAGAAAAACCACUGAUGCUAUCAACUGUUGCUGUUGCCCCGUCAUUGGUCAAUCAAGUGGAUGCUGCAAUCGAGGAGGCCAUCAGCACUCACAGCUGGGUGGACGUUGCCAUGUUGCUACCUACACCGUUCACUUCGGCUGACUGCCAAGGAUUGCUGGAGCACUGCCUGCAGAAGAAGCGGCGCGACGUGGCGCACAUCUUCUGCGAGCAGUACCUGGCCAGCGACCAGUUUGUGCAGAACUGCGGGCAGCUGUUCAAGAGCGCCAUGCAGGUCAAGGCUGAGCAGUAUGCUGCUGCCAAGGUGACUUCGGACGCAGCAUCACGGAGCAUGGCGGCAUCUCUUGGCGAGGGCAGCACUCGCAUGGAUCGCAAAGAGGAGAGGAAGCGCAGGGCACAGACUGCGCCGAAAAGCGCCGCCGGUGGCUCUGGAGGUGCCAACAGCCGUGAAGUGAAGGGGCAAAAGUCCAAGGACAAGAAAGCUACUGGCAGUAAGAAACGAGCAGGCGGACGCGGUGGAGAUGCAGAAGCUGAAGAAGCAGGACCCUCUGGUGAAGUAGAGUUUAAGCAACUGGAAUUUCUUUCCGUUGAUAAGAUUGCUGCAACACUCGUGGAAAAGGUGGAAGGUGUGGACGAGAUGUUAGCGGAGGAGUUGGCGACACACCUGCAUCGACCCCUCACACGCUCGUAUCAAGACGUUGCUCGUUCCGUAUUCCUGACGUCGUCUUCAGCGGCCGGUGCAAGUCGUAGGCAGCACAACACCGACACGAUGAAUCGGUUGCAGAGCUUGUGGAUCAAUGUGACUCUUUUCGAGCGCGGCAUCCUUUGUGUUGAUGAGGACGAAGACUAUGCUGAUCUCUCUCGCAAGCUGUCUGCACACCUGCUGAAGACACUCUGUACUGAGCUGCUGAACAUCAUCUGCUCUCUGCUGGCCGAAGAGCAUUUGAUGCUGGUUGCUGAAGCUGAUGGAUUGAACGCGGAGAGCCGUGCAUCCAUUCUCAGCAAAUUGCCGAAUGCAGUGCGCACUCCAGUAAUGCAGCUUAGUAAAACACUCACCAUGAAGAGUAUGAGUCCGUUCAUGGAGGAACUUGACACUGUUUCUGAUCGCUUGAACCUUCAACUGAAGCGCGCGAACAAGAAGAAAGAGCUGCAGGUCAGUCGCCAGCACUGGGAGACACUCCAGCAGCAGCUGGCGGAGUGCGAUGACGAGGCGCUGGCGCUGCACCUGGCCGUCAUGAUCGUCUUCCAGAACAUCACGCACUGCCUGGUGCACGCGCCCGGCGGCUGUGUGCCCAUUCUCGUCUGCUACCUGCAGAAGCGCAUCCCGGCCGACGACCACUUCAAGCUGCUCACGCUGCAGCAGGUCGUCCAGCGCAAGCUCACCACCGCCGCUGCCGCCGCCUCCCAGACCAACGGUGGCGAUGGUGAUGAAAAGGAGACCGGCAAUGGCAGCGCAGCGGACGUCACACCUGCCGAAGGCGGCCAACUGCAGUGCUUAGCCGAUGUCAAGGCAAUGUCGGUGCUGAAUAAGUCCAGGAAGGCGCAGCUCUUGACCCUUCAGAACAUAUUUCCCAAAAAUGUGGAAGAGGAGCUCGAUGCAGAUGCCGCUGCUGCAUUAGAUGAGGAAGCGUGACAGCGCCGCCGCCCGUAAAGCUUCUCAGCUGCACAUAACUACUAGCCAUGGAGAACAACAUCAACUUGAGCUGGUUUCUUCUUUGGUGCACAAUGAGUGUAGUUGAGGAUGCGUGUAGUUGAUGUGUGGAAUAGUGCCGUUGAAUAUUGCUACCAGGCUAGACCGAUUCUCGCCACCCUGUUUUUUUUUAUUCUCAUUUUUGACAUUUCGUGUCAUGGUUUCAACUAACAAUCUUGCUGUGCAUGUGGCUCUACUAAGAGUGCUGCAUGUACUUCAUUAAGUAUAACACAGUAUUUGUAUACUAUUCCGCUGACCUAGGUAGCUACUGCCAAGAUAUUCCGCUACAUGUACAUGUAUUCGCUUACCGUGCUUCGGUACGGUUUCACUAUCUUCCUAUGCGAAAGCAUUUCACAAAAUUUUAAUUUCCCAUAAAAUAAGAUCUCGACCAUGGGAAUCAGGGAGUGAUAUAAUUAAUUGUAGUUUA